Exserohilum turcica Et28A is the source of this 1221-nucleotide messenger RNA. RefSeq lists its product as uncharacterized. The coding region runs from base 1 to 1221 and encodes 406 amino acids. The record is from RefSeq and is a predicted model, not a curated record. Gene Ontology annotation, molecular function: U1 snRNA binding; mRNA binding. The transcript has 2 exons. Gene Ontology annotation, cellular component: precatalytic spliceosome; U1 snRNP; U2-type prespliceosome. Lineage: Eukaryota; Fungi; Ascomycota; Dothideomycetes; Pleosporales; Pleosporaceae. Gene Ontology annotation, biological process: mRNA splicing, via spliceosome.
AUGACCCAUCUCCUUCCGCCCAUGCUGUUGAACCUGUUCGCCCCGCGCCCGCCGCUGCGCUGGGUGGAGCCUACCGACCACGCGCCCGAAAAGCGCUGCACGCCCAAGAUUGGCGGCAUCGCGCAGUACAUGGACGCUCUGAGGGAAUACAAGGACAACGACGGCUACGUGCCGACGGAUAGCUGGCUGCAGAAGCGCGAUCGUAAGAAGCUUGAGAAGCUUGAGAAGCAGGAGAAGCUCAUCACCGAGGGCGUCAAGAAUUAUAAGCCGGCAGAAGAUCCAAAGGUCCAGGGCGACGCCUUCAAGACGCUGUUUGUUGCUCGUCUGUCCUACGGUGUCACCUCUGAUGACCUCGAGCGCGAAUUUGGCCGCUACGGCCCCAUUGAGCGCAUCCGCAUCGUCGAAGACGUCACCCAGCCGCCCGACGCGCCAGCCAAGAAGCGAAAGCGCGGCUAUGCCUUCAUUGUGUACGAGCGCGAAAAGGACAUGAAGGCUGCGUACAAGGAGACGGACGGCGUCAAGAUCAAGGACCGACGUGUCCUUGUCGAUGUCGAGCGCGGCCGCACAGUUUCUGGCUGGCGCCCGCGUCGUUUUGGCGGCGGCCUUGGUGGCCGCGGUUAUACCAAGGGCCCAGCUGCUCGUGGCCCUGGUGGUUCUGGCGGCUUUGGAGGCGCUCCUGCCGGACCUGGCGGAUUUGGAGGCCGCGGCGGUGGCUUUAACAGUGGCUUCGGCGGACGAGGCGGAGGCCGUGGAGGCUUUGCUGGUGAUCGAGGAGGUUUCCGUGGUGGUGGUUUCGGCGGCGGAGGUCGCGGCGGCGGCGGCGGCGGCGGUUACGGUGGCGGACGCGGAGGCAUCGGAUAUCAAUCCAACGGCUAUGGACCUCCCGAUGGCGCUCCAGCUGGUCCCCGCGGUCCACGGGGCAGCGGAUUUGGCGGGGACAGACCAGGCGGAGGCGAUCGUGGCAGCGGACGAUACGACGACCGACGAGGCGGUGGCGGUUACGAUCGAGGAUCCAGCGGCGCUAACAAUGAACCGCUCGGCAGCAGAGAUCGAUACCGCGACCGCGAUGGUGGAUAUGGUGGAGGCCGAGAUGGGGGUCGAGACGGAGGCCGAGACGGAGGUCGAGACGGAGGUCGUGAUGGAGGCCGAGACGAAGGCUCACGGAAGCGCGCAUACGACGGCGACAGCUAUGACGAUCCACGGACACGACGACGAUAUUAA